Colletotrichum scovillei is the source of this 2133-nucleotide messenger RNA. RefSeq names its product fungal specific transcription factor domain-containing protein. Gene Ontology annotation, molecular function: DNA-binding transcription factor activity, RNA polymerase II-specific; zinc ion binding; DNA binding. Lineage: Eukaryota; Fungi; Ascomycota; Sordariomycetes; Glomerellales; Glomerellaceae. The coding region runs from base 1 to 2133 and encodes 710 amino acids. Gene Ontology annotation, biological process: regulation of DNA-templated transcription; DNA-templated transcription. The transcript has 4 exons. The record is from RefSeq and is a predicted model, not a curated record.
AUGUUUCACGGCAGGGCCUGCGUGACGUGUCAUCAACGAAAAGUGCGUUGCGACAUUCUCGAAAAGGGCACGCCAUGCUCCAAAUGCGAAGCAAACAACAUUUCCGACUGUCGAAUCUUUGAGAAGAAGAAGACUAGGUCCUCAACAAGGGUAUCUCGGAGCCCCAAUGUCUCUAUUCAGCCAAGGACAACAACAGCACCGAGCUCUAGACCCACAACCACGCCAACAGCAUCGAAUGCCGCCAGUCCGUGGGUACCAGUCAACGUCGACUCGCGGCCAGCAUCGGCUCCAGGAAACGAGCUCAAUGCUCAGACCCAUUACGCUACUGAGGUCGCAACGCGAAAUUUGGCUGAUUUUCUUGACCGAGAAGAGACAGGAUACCAAGAUAUUCUACCAAGUGGCAGACUUUACUUCAUCGGGACCGAGUUCUCGAACUUGAACUACCUCGUUCGGCAGCGAUCUCAACGGCCCGAUCAAAAUGUCUUACAUUUCGGGAUGCCGCCCGAAGCCUUGGAACUACCUACCAAGGCUUUGGCUGAUGAACUUGUUAAGGCUUACUUUGUGCACAUUAAUCGCGGCAUUCCCAUUGUUGACGAAGAGUUCUUCAUGAAAAAGUACAAUAACACAGAGACCAACGAAGACUUUGCCAGGCAACGGCCUUUAUCUUUACUUUUACUAAACGCUAUCCUACUCGUCGGAGCGCACGUCUUGUCUAACGAGCGCGAGGAGCUCAAAGCGUUAAAGGCGGUCUUCUUUAAGAGAGCGAAAGCUUUGUUCGACUGCCGUUUCGAGCAACAUCGCGAGACGUACCUACAAGCUGCUAUCCUUCUGACCUGGCAAUGUGAUGACCUCGAGGAUGUUAUCUCGAAUUCGUGGUAUUGGAUCGGUAUUGCUGCUCGAACGGCAUACGGAAUGGGCAUGCAUCGGGAUGCUACACCGUCAGGUCUUAACGUCAUGGACAAGCGCCUAUGGCGGAGGCUAUGGUGGACUUUGUAUCAAUAUGACGUUCUGUGGAUUGCUCGGCCAAUCACCCCCGCGAUCCGGAAUAUCCCCAAACUGACUCUCUACUUCUACCAUAGAAGCCUUGACGAUUCUGAUGUACCACUCAUCGAAGAGUGUCAUCUAGCAGAUACACCGGAAGCCGAAGCUUCCUUCAUAGUUCAGCAUACACAGCUAUGCAUCAUUUUCGCAAAGGUCAUGAAAAAGCGAGUUGCUCUACGUUGCAAAGAAGGAGAAAAGGCUGAGGCGACAAGGAAAGCCGAUAUUGCGCUCGCUGAGCUAGUCACCAAUCUGCCCGAACGACUCCAUUUAUCCUCAGGAGAUCCAGACAUUUGGCAGUCAAUGUUCCACAUCACAUACAACAACUUUCUCAUCCUACUUCAUCGGCCGCCUCCUCGGGCAGUAUCGGGACCCUCAUCAGUAGAAGCAAGCAACGACCUGACCAUUUGCUCUGACGCGGCGGCUACCAUUGCCUCCAUCUUCGAGUCUUUGCGGAAGAGAGAGAUGCUGGCUAGCUUGUGGCUUCCAAGCCUCCACAUGCUCUUCACAGCUCUGGUUCACACAGCAAGCCAAAUGCACUCUAGCAAUCCAAUCGUCGCAGCCAAGUCAAAGCGCCAUACUGAAUCCAUGAUACAGACAUUGCAUGCAAUGAAGUCUCAAUGGCUAUACGCGCAAAGCCUGCUGAAUCUAUUCGAGCCGAAACGACCAAGAAAUCGCGAUCUUGGCCAGCAAUCCACCCGAUUUGAUGACGCGAGCAAUCGAGUGGGUAAUUUUGGAGAGCAGAAUCCUACCAGGAUCUCUCUUCCGACCGACAUCCUCAGAUAUAACGAUCACACCAUUGUCGGAUCGUCAGCAUCCACGGGAAAUGGUGUUCCAGGGCGGCCUCUGGUUUCUGGCGCAGCUUAUGGCUCACAGCAUAUAGAUGCGGCACCAGGGCAUAGUCUAGCUAGAGAUCCUGUGGAGCAGUACGCGGCAGCUGUAGUUGGGAAUAUGUCUCAAGGCGGUCAGCCUUAUGGCACUGGCUUCGUAGGGGACGAUAUGGGCCUUACUGAUGCGGAUACCAUGGAUAUGCUGCAGCUUCCGUCGGCUCUGGAGUUCCUGUUGGCUGGCGCCGGCAACAACUUUGACUUCUGA